ACACAGUGUAGGAUACACUCACACACACGAUCAAUUCUUAAACAAACCUAAUCCAGACCCAACAUCUCAUCUGAUUCAUCGAUUGCUUUAUCUCCCCUCCUCCUCCUCCUCCUCCUCCUCCUCCUCCGUUCCUUGCUGAUCGGCGCCGCCGCCGCUGCUGCUCUUGCUAGUCGCCGCCGUUGGCCUUUCCGGCGCUGCUUCUCCGCUCGCUGCCGCCGCUGCUUUUUCCCGAUUUGUGUUUCUCUCUGAGGCGAUUGGUGAUUUCCACCGGCGAAGGGUGAUCGACGAUCUCCAACAAUGAAGGGUGAUAGGCUCGUUCUCUCCAACGUACUCCUCUUUCUUCAUAGUUCUCUGCGACUACUUCCAUCUUAACUCUGUCUCUCAUCAAGGGGAAUUAGGGAGGAGGACAAUCGGAAUUCAAAGAUUGGUGGUGGCGGGGGCGGAGGAGGGGAUGUCAUUGAGAAUAAAGGCAGUGGUGGACAAGUUCGUGCAGGAGCUGAAGGAGGCACUGGAUGCGGACAUACAGGACAGGAUCAUGAAGGAGAGGGAGAUGCAAAGCUACAUCCAAGAGCGCGAACGCGAGGUCGCCGAGCGCGAAGCUGCCUGGAAGGCUGAGCUUUCUCGCCGCGAGGCAGAGAUUGCUCGACAAGAAGCGAGGCUGAAGAUGGAGCGAGAGAACCUUGAGAAAGAGAAGAGUGUGCUAAUGGGAACUGCAUCAAAUCAAGAUAACCAAGAUGGAGCUCUUGAAAUCACCGUUAGUGGAGAAAAAUAUCGAUGCCUCAGGUUUGCAAAGGCAAAGAAAUGAGGCUUCACAUGGAUGGAUUUAGUUAAAAGUGAGCCCCGUGAUCAUGGAUGGUGUUGUUUCUUGGCUCACAGUAGCCACUUCAUGUUUAGGGAUCUUCAUUCUUGUUGGAUGGAUUAAUAUGUAGAUAGAUAUAGGUCCCAUUAUAUUAUGAACAAGUGGUGCAUCUCUGGAGUUAUGAUCUAUUUUAGUGUUAGGAAGAAAGGCUGGUGAUUAAUGAAAACAAAGUAGUUCUGAAUGUUUAA
Molecule: messenger RNA, 1047 nt
Organism: Camellia sinensis
Lineage: Eukaryota; Viridiplantae; Streptophyta; Magnoliopsida; Ericales; Theaceae
Product: beta-mannosyltransferase-like protein
Source: RefSeq, a predicted model, not a curated record